GUAAAAACUCGGAAGUUGCUAAUUGAUCAACUUCAUCUUCAGCAGGUUGACUGUGGUUGUGGCUAUGGACUGGAUCGGGUUCAGUUACGCUGCUCUGGUGUCAGCAGGAGGAAUUGUUGGUUAUAUGAAAGCAGGCAGCGUCACCUCCCUGGUUGCAGGGCUCCUGUUUGGCCUGUUGGCUGCAGUCGGUGCUUAUCUGGCAUCUCAAAAUCCCAAGAAUGUCUGGCUUUCACUAGGAAAUGCAGCCACCUCAGGAACUCUGGCCGUAGUGAUGGGACUGAGGUUUCUCAACUCCUGGAAGUUCAUGCCAGCUGGUUUAAUGACUUUAGUCAGUGGACUGAUGAUGGCAAAGAUCAUCACUGGAAUGCUACAGAGGCCACACAAAUCCUGAAAAUACCGGCACGUAUCUUAUGUGCCUGUAAAUAUUUUCAACCUUAGCAGUCUGUAUGGUUCAAUAUAAAACUUGAUUUUAUAGGAAAAGUUCAUUGUACAACAAAACUGUUUUACUUUUCUAACAUUUGAAAAAAGAUCCUGUCUCUUUGAAAAUCCACAGCAAGAGUAAUGAAUUGUUUUUCUGUGUAAAAUAUAUGGGGCCCACUUUGCUAAAUGUAUCCAGUUAGAAGGAUUAUCCUUAUUCAUCUGUACAAUUCCAAACAGUAUUUAAUAGCAGGGAAAAUAUAAAAACAACAAAGUGGUAAAAGACAAAAGAAAGAAAGAGGAGAUAAAGAAAAAACUAUGCAAGCAAUCAUGCCUUAUUGAAGUGGGAAUGACACAAACACCCUCAAGAACUAAAAACAGUGUUGAUGUUUGUUUUUUUUAAGAAGCAAAACUUUGCUCAGUCAGGUUUUGGUACCACUCACACCUCCUCUUCUCACUGGAGCACAAGAAAAGGGAGUAAUUCUUGGUUGGAGAACAUCCUGUGAUGCCUGAUGUCUUUUCAACCUUUCAGCAUUCACAUACUUUUCAAGUUUAACUAUGUUGUUUUCUCUUUACUCAACAGAUUAUAUAUUACAAACGGUGCUGACAGCCUGAUAACAGUGUUUUAUACAAGAGAAAUGACAGCAGUCAUUUUUUUACCUAUCUGUAUUGAAGGCCCUGUUGAAGUCAUCUACCAUGUUUAUGAAUAUAGCACAGUCCCUGUAAUAUCUGAGAUGUCAUGUUUCUGAUGACUGACUCAGGGAACAACUCGUUUCUGCAGAAACGAAGGCCGAGACAUGAUGACUCAAACUGAGCCAAAUAAUUCUCACAUCCCCAAUGGUAAUGAAAUGACAUUGCA
Monopterus albus (swamp eel) is the source of this 1276-nucleotide messenger RNA. Its product is annotated as transmembrane protein 14C-like. The record is from RefSeq and is a predicted model, not a curated record. Bases 65 to 391 code for a protein of 108 amino acids. The transcript has 5 exons. Gene Ontology annotation, cellular component: mitochondrial membrane. NCBI's taxonomy places the organism in Eukaryota, Metazoa, Chordata, Actinopteri, Synbranchiformes, Synbranchidae. Gene Ontology annotation, biological process: regulation of heme biosynthetic process.